This is a messenger RNA of Pseudonaja textilis, 671 nucleotides long. Its product is annotated as calcineurin B homologous protein 2-like. The record is from RefSeq and is a predicted model, not a curated record. Lineage: Eukaryota; Metazoa; Chordata; Lepidosauria; Squamata; Elapidae. Gene Ontology annotation, molecular function: calcium ion binding.
CCUCGGCCGGGGCUGCCCUCCCCGCAGAGUCCCCCGGGGGCGGCCAUGGGCGCGCAGGGCUCGCGGGAGGAGGAGGAGCGGCCGCCGGUCCCGGAGCAGGAGGCGAUCCUGGCGGAGACCGGCUUUUCCAAAGCCGGCCUUGCCCGCCUCUACCAGCGCUUCCAGGCCUUGGACAGGGACGACAAGGGCUACCUGAACCGAUACGAUUUGGAAGGGAUUGGCGAGUUGGCCGUGAAUCCUAUUGGAGACCGGAUCAUCAACGCCUUCUUUCCGGACGGGGGUGAGGAGGCCGACUUCCGCUCCUUUGCUCGCGUGCUCGCUCACUUCCGGCCAGUGGAGGCACCUGGCAAACCCGAGGACAUCAACAGCCACCUUAGCAAGCUGAAGUUUGCUUUUCAGUUAUACGACCAAGAUAAGGAUGGCAAGAUCUCCCGGGCUGAAAUGCUGCAGGUCCUGAGGAUGAUGGUGGGCCUCCAGGUGACCAACGACCAGCUGGAGAAUAUCACGGACCGAACAAUCCAGGAGGCCGACCGAGAUGGAGACAACGCCAUCUCCUUUGAGGAGUUUGCCAAGUCGGUGGAAAAGCUGAAUAUUGAACGGAAGAUGAGUCUCCGAAUCCUGAAAUGAGGGAGGUCCAGAGGGGAUCCCCCCAAAAGGUUUUUACGGCAAAG